AACGACGUGUACUUCCGAGCCUCGAUCACCAGACAGAUUUUCGAGCACCAGGAAACGUGCCGAGGCUUGAGGGUUUUCACGUGUGUGGCCCUGGGAGGCGAUGUUCGUCCGACACUGUUCGGAUCCUUUUCUUGGAGGCUCGAAAUUAGUUUUGCGGAUGUGGUCCGUAAGUACGAUGGGAGCAACAUAACCCUGAGGGGGGCCCAGCAGAAGAACUUCUGGAAUGAUGUGCUGUACCAGGCGUCGGCUAGACUCGAAGAAGAAAACACGCCACAAAAGCAUAUAAAAUUGGGGCGCUCCGCGCGGACCUCUUCGAUCCGUGCUGGGCCCCCCCACUGGCAGCGCCUCGGGCGCUGCCCCUGGCGCGCUCCGCGCGUCAGGGAGGGGGUCUGGCGCAGAUCCAGAAAAUCCGCGCAGAGCGCCACAAGUUCAUAUCAUAACGUUGUUUCCCCUUCUAUAGACACAAGAGUGACCCUUCGCCGGAGUGACCUUUCGUCCGGGCCCACCGGGGUCUCCCGAGGGCCGAAGGCGAGGCGGCAGUGGCGUCUUGUGCGCUUGUGUGUUGGCCCCCUCUCCGGCGGCCCCCAAGAAGCCGCGCACAAAAGGUCACUCUUACCUGGGGUCACUCUUGCGUGUAGCCGACAGGCGGGCUUUGGCAGUGAUGACAAGGAGCCCGUGUCCAUCCCCGACGCGCCCACAAAGGACGAUAUCAUGGAGGGCCUGAAGGAUUCCGUUGGCGGCGUGGACGAGGAGACAGCGGAGAAUCUCAAGGAGAACAUCCAGGAUAUGGCAGAUGAGGCCCAGGAGAGUGCGGGCGAUGCCAAGGAGACGAUCAAAGGCGCGGUCGAAAACAAGAUGGACGACGCGAAGUCCAGCAUGGAGAAAGUCAAGGGCAACCUCGAGGACGCCAAGAAGGGCGCCGAGUCCAGCGUGAGCAGCAUCAACAAAGACGUCGAAGCCAGCAUGCCCGACAUCCAGGGCAAGUUGGGCAGCGCGGCUGCCGCGUGCAAGGACGCCGGCGUGCCCUGCCCCGACGUGGAGAAGGCGCGGAGCAAGGUCGAGGAGGCGAAGGCGGGCGUCGCCGAUGCCAAGGAGAAGCUCGAGGGUGCCGUCGCGGACCACGCCGGUGCAGACAACAUCAAGGAGGUCGAGGGCAAGGUGGAGGACGCCAAAGAGGAAGCCGAGGAGGCCAAGGGCAAGCUGGACAGCGGCUUCAAGGGCGGCCUUGCUUCCACGGGCUCAUCGGAGGACAAGGUCAAGGAGGGCGUCGCCCAGGUCAAGAGCGAGCACGAUGCGGCCGGCAGCGCCGAGGAAGAACUGCUGGGUGCGAGGACGAAGCUCGGCAGCGCCAGCGACGACGUCAAGGGGAUGUCCGACAAGAUCGACGACGCGAAGAAAACGGUGGGCGACGCGGCGGGCGAGCUCAAGGGGAAGGUCGAGGACAAGAUGACAGACGCGAGCGACGCCCUGGAGAGCGCCAAGGGUCAGCUCGAGGACAAGCUCAAGAACACAGACGGCAAGGAGAGCGGGGAAGGACCUUCAGCUGUUCCAGACGCUGCCGCAGACGCGGUGGACACGGGCGACGCCCCGAUCGAUAAAGACAAAGCGAAGGAGGCGCUCAGAAACGUCGAGGACGCGCAGUCGAAGUUGGAGGGCGUGAAAGAGAAGGUUGACAAGAACGCGGAGGGCAUCAAAGAGAAGGUUGCGGGCAAGCUAGACGAAGCCAAGGGCAACGCGAAAGACGUCGGCGAGAGCCUGAUGGAUUCGCAGGGUGGCAUCAAGGGCGUAACCGACAAGCUCGCCGGCUGUAAGAAGACGCUCGAGGACGGGUUACAGAACAAUGUGGAUGAAGUGAAGGGCAACGUGGUGGAUACAGUGAAAGAGAAUGCGGGUGACAAGGUGGGUGAUACGGUAAAGGAGAAGUUGGACCAGAUCAAGCCCCCCCGAUGAGCGGAUUUGAGUUUCCGUCCGUCUGCUUCCUCCCCAGCGUUUUAUCUAUACCAGCAGAGGCCUAUAGGGGGAACUGGCCGAAAUACCAGUCGCCCCCUCCUUGGGCUGGGUCGACUGCUCAGCUGUAGGGGUGGUAGCGUGACUUCACUUCGCGAUCGGCCCUGCCCUACCCUAUCCUUCUCUCUCUCUCUCCUUCUUUCCCUCCCCCCUCUCUCUGUCCUGCCUUAUCCUUCUCUCUCUCUCUCUCCUUCUUUCCCUCUCUCUCUAUCUCUUGUGCUGAAGACUCAGACGCAGCACCGAACUGGGAUAGUUGAUUCAACCCACGGCGGGCACCAAAGCCUUCCCUCCGGCGCCAGUCGUGGGACCGCGGCUCGCCCACAGGUGACGGGCUCCAUUGUUUUUGUUGUCACUGCGGGUGUGCAGCUCCUGCCGCGUGACACCGCAGGAUUUCUGUCCAUCCCCGACUUUACUGCUUCAGAACAACUUCUCUGUAGCAUGCGCCUCCCGUCCCGUUGCGGCAGUAGAAGAGUCAUGGGUAGCGUGUGCGGUCUCGUGAUGAUGUGUGGAACGAGAGGGAGGCGGCAACCAGUUGGCAGGGGGACUCGUGCCCGUGGCCGCACAAAGUGGGACGCGGCCGUAGGCCGAGCGCGGGCUCCGCAGGACAGAGCAGUGUCAACCUCGCGCUCGCGCCCGGAUCAACAAAAAAGAGAGGCACAAUCCAACAUGCUGCGUCGUAGGAAGCGCG
Prorocentrum cordatum is the source of this 2695-nucleotide messenger RNA. The record is from the annotation of a GenBank genome assembly. NCBI's taxonomy places the organism in Eukaryota, Dinophyceae, Prorocentrales, Prorocentraceae.